GUCCCCAUCCAAGAUGGCGGCGCCCAUCGGCCGCCGUACGGCUCAGUGACCACAAUGGCGGCGCCGGUACCGGCCCCCACCGGAGCCGUUCGUGCCGUACUGAGGCCCAGCGGGGCCCUGCCCCCCGGAGCACUUCCGGUUCGCGGCUAUGACUUCCGGGGGGGUCCGGACCACGCGGAGCUGCUCCGGUCGUUCCUCACUACCGGGUUCCAGGCCACGAGCUUCGCGCAGGCCGCGGCCGAGAUCAACCGGAUGAUUGACGCGAAGCUGCAGCCGCUGACGCAGGAGGAACAGGCGCGAGCAGCACUUGGGGGGCUCAGACCCACAACCGGAUGUACCAUAUUCCUGGGGUUCACCUCCAACAUCAUCAGCUCCGGGGUCAGGGAGAGCAUCCGGUACCUGCUGCAGCACAACAUGGUGGAUGUUGUUGUCACCACUGCUGGGGGGGUUGAAGAGGAUCUGAUCAAGUGUAUGGCACAUACCUACAUAGGGGACUUCAGCCUCCGGGGUCGGGAGCUGAGGGACAAUGGGAUCAAUAGGAUCGGGAAUCUCCUGGUUCCCAAUGACAAUUACUGUAAGUUCGAGGACUGGGUGAUGCCCAUUCUGGACCGGAUGGUGGAGGAGCAGGAGACACAGGGCACCAAGUGGACCCCAUCGAAGAUGAUCGCGAGGUUGGGGCAGGAGAUUGACAACCCAGAGUCAGUUUGGUACUGGGCACAGAAGAACCGGAUCCCAGUGCUCAGUCCUGCCCUCACCGAUGGUUCUCUCGGGGACAUGAUCUUCUUCCAUAGCUACAAGCGGCCGGGGCUGGUGCUGGACAUAGUGGAAGAUCUUCGCCUCAUCAACACUGAAGCCAUAUUCGCCAGGAAGACUGGAAUGAUCAUCCUCGGGGGGGGGCUGGUGAAGCAUCACAUUGCCAAUGCCAACCUGAUGCGGAACGGAGCCGACUUCUCCGUCUAUGUGAACACUGGGCAGGAGUUUGAUGGUUCAGACUCAGGAGCUCGUCCGGAUGAGGCUGUUUCCUGGGGCAAGAUCCGCACGGAUGCGACACCCGUCAAGGUCUAUGCUGAUGCCUCCAUCGUCUUCCCAUUGCUGGUGGCCGAGACCUUUGCCCAGAGAGCUGAUGCUUUCCCUAUGGGUCCAGCCCCAUAGCGCAGGGGGAUGCUGAGGAUGGGAACUGACCCCCACGUUAUGUGGGGCUGAGCCCCACAUACCCCAUAGGGGCUUCAAUCCACCCAUAUAUGUGUGUGUCCCAUUCCAGUGCUGUAUUUAUUGCCCCCAAUAAAGCCCAUCCAGACAAUGGA
This is a messenger RNA of Melopsittacus undulatus (budgerigar), 1304 nucleotides long. It is a transcript of the gene DHPS, whose product is annotated as deoxyhypusine synthase. Lineage: Eukaryota; Metazoa; Chordata; Aves; Psittaciformes; Psittaculidae. The record is from RefSeq and is a predicted model, not a curated record. Gene Ontology annotation, cellular component: cytoplasm. The coding region runs from base 55 to 1152 and encodes 365 amino acids. Gene Ontology annotation, molecular function: deoxyhypusine synthase activity. The transcript is spliced from 9 exons. Gene Ontology annotation, biological process: peptidyl-hypusine biosynthetic process.